Messenger RNA from Penicillium atrosanguineum, 1791 nucleotides. Its product is annotated as glycoside hydrolase family 13 protein. Lineage: Eukaryota; Fungi; Ascomycota; Eurotiomycetes; Eurotiales; Aspergillaceae. Gene Ontology annotation, biological process: oligosaccharide catabolic process. The record is from RefSeq and is a predicted model, not a curated record. The transcript has 4 exons. Gene Ontology annotation, molecular function: alpha-amylase activity. The coding region runs from base 1 to 1791 and encodes 596 amino acids.
AUGGCUUUUUUCAAAAGAGAGCCUGAUGAGCUUAUCAAUCGUGAGCAAGCUCAUUCCAUAGGCUCAGCACUCCACAAAAGCCCAAUCUGGUGGAAGGAAGCUAGCGUCUAUCAGAUCUACCCGGCAUCCUUCUGUGACUCUAAUGGCGAUGGUAUUGGUGAUCUCCAGGGCAUCAUCUCUAAGAUUCCCUAUCUCAAGUCGCUUGGUGUUGAUAUAGUGUGGCUAUGUCCGAUUUACAUGUCCCCGCAGAGGGACAUGGGCUACGACAUUUCUGACUAUCGCGCCAUUUAUCCCCCAUAUGGCACUAUGAAUGACUGGCGAGUGCUGAAAAGGGGGUUGAAAGAGGUCGGUAUCAGAAUAAUCAUGGACCUGGUCGUGAAUCACACCUCUGAUGAGCAUGAAUGGUUUGUUGAAUCAAAAUCAAGCAAGGACAGCGACAAAAGGUCGUGGUACUAUUGGCAACCUCCCAAGUAUGAUGAGUAUGGUAGUCGUCAGCCUCCCAAUAAUUGGAGAUCAUUUUUCGGUGCCGAGUCAGCUUGGGAAUAUGAUGAUACUACUGGCGAGUACUAUUUGCGCCUCUUCACCAGAACCCAGCCGGACCUUAACUGGGAGAAUCCAAAAGUCCGCGAAGCGGUCCAAGACAUCAUGAACUUUUGGUUAGAAGAAGGAAUCGAUGGCUUCCGCAUUGAUGCGAUCAAUUACAUCGCGAAAGCGCCCAGGUUUCCCGACGCGGAGGUCAUCGAGCCCUCGGCAUCCCAUCAGCCAGCCAUGCAUUUGUACCUCAACAGACCGAAGUGCCAUGAAUAUCUACGCGAGCUCGGCCAGCGAGUUCUGGGCAAAUACGAUAUCAUGACUGUUGGUGAAACUCCCCAUGUGGACGAACCCGACAUGGCCCUACAGUAUGUUCACCCUUUGCGGGAAGAGUUUUGUAUGAUCUUCUCGUGGGAGCACAUGGAUAUCGACCGCAUCCCUGGGACCAUGCUUGGCUGGCGGGAGUUCUCUCUAGCGACUUUGAAGGGCAUUGUGAACAAAUGGCAGACAGCAAUGCAAGUGCACGGCGGUUGGAACAGCUUGUACCUGGAAAACCAUGAUCAAGGCCGGAGCAUCUCGCGGUUUGGAAGCGACAGUUCUGAAUUUCGAUGGCUAUCAGGCAAGCUACUCUCGAUGUUUUUGGCAAGUCUUAGUGGAACUUUGUACGUGUUUCAGGGACAGGAAAUUGGAAUGAUCAACCUGCCCCGCGAAUGGGGAAUUCGGGAGUACACCGAUGUUGUUUCCGAGAUGCACUAUCGGCAAGAGAAAGAAAAGAAAGGAAAGACGGUGGCGGAGCAAGACAUGGAGGAUGUCAUGGAUGACAUACAGAAGAAGGCGAGAGACCACGGGAGGACGCCGAUGCAGUGGUCCGGCACACUGCCACAUGCCGGGUUCACGGCAAGCGUACCGUGGCGCAAGGUGAACCCUGAUUACAGGGUUUGCAAUGUGGAGAGUGCAGAAACCGAUCCGAACAGCAUUCUGGCGUUCUGGAAACAAAUGAUACAGCUGAGAAAACGGUGGAAGACGCUGGUAUACGGCGAUUUCAUAUUGUUACACCCCCAGCACGAGCAGCUUUUCGUAUACAAACGCACCUUGGUUGGAACUUGUGAUGCCUUGAUACUGUUGAAUUUCUCCGACCAAGAGGUGACCCUUGAUUCGGUACUUGUGUCGACCAUGCACCAUGCCCACCUGGUGCUAGGUAACUACGAGAAGGUGGUCAUAUCUAUACCAACUACCUUGAUCUUCAAUGAUCUUCAAUGA